UUUCUGGCUUAAUUUAAUUUAUAAUAGAUGAGUGUCUCCAUGAGAAAUUUCUUUGCAAUGAAAGCUAGGUUACAAAAGUAUCCCUUGGGUAAAAGGUUUACAGAUGCUUGAGUAUUGCAUAAACGGAGACUCUAUGUCUUUGGAGCCUUCUCAACUUUAUAUACAGGGGCUUUGGUGAAAUAUAGAAACCAUGAGAGCAAAGUUAUUAGGAUUGCACUCGCCGGUUCACUUUCAUCAAUGAUCUGUGAAGUCUUGUUUCAUUUAGCAGACACAGUUAAUAUUCGGGCCAAACUUUACAAUGAAAAAUGAAGCUCUAUUAAAGUAUACAAGAGCAUAAUGCAGAAUGAGGGCAUAAAUGGACUCUGUAAAGGCAUCUCAGCAACCUUUUAUGGUUCUAUUAUUGCUGGGCUGAUGUACUUCGCUCUUUAUAAGCAAUUUAAAGAGUGGUUAUUCAAAUUGGGGGAUGGACAGCUGAGCCCAUGAUUUGUUUUCCUUAUCUCCGCAUUUUCCGCUCAAUCCCUGACCCUGCUCUUCUAUUAUCCUUAUAAUCUAUUCAAGUGUCGCCUACAGACAAGUAAUGAAACUUACCGGUACAGGAAUUUAGUUCAUGCUUUUGAAAAAGAAAUUACUGAAAAUGGGAUCAAAUCUCUCUACAAAGGUUGUUCUCCUUUUUUGGUAAUGUUUUCAACAACUAUUGCUAUCCAAUUCGCUGUUUAUGAGAGCUACCUUCGUUAUGUGAGCAGAUGGUAUUCUGGGAAUUAUCAGAAACAUGAGCUAGCUCAUAUAAUUAACGCUUCAUUUAUUGCCGGAGCCAUCGGACAUGCAGUAACCAAUGGCCUUGAAGUCAUUACAGUGACAAAGCAAUGAGUUCCAGAAACAAGCAUUAAGAGUAUUAUUCAUAAGGAAAGGUUUGGACUCCUCACGAAAGGAAUAGGAGCCCGUGUGUGGUAUCAAUCUACCCAGUCCAUAGUUUUCUUCUCAGCUGUAGCUUACAUUGGAAAAUUGUAUAACGUAAGCAUUGAAGAAUAACCUCACCAAUGAUUGGUGUGUAUCCAGAAUUGUUCGAUUUAAUCUA
This is a messenger RNA of Moneuplotes crassus, 1075 nucleotides long. The record is from the annotation of a GenBank genome assembly. Lineage: Eukaryota; Ciliophora; Spirotrichea; Euplotida; Euplotidae.